Plasmodium knowlesi strain H is the source of this 1899-nucleotide messenger RNA. RefSeq names its product queuine tRNA-ribosyltransferase, putative. Gene Ontology annotation, cellular component: cytoplasm. The transcript has a single exon. The record is from RefSeq and is a predicted model, not a curated record. Gene Ontology annotation, biological process: tRNA wobble guanine modification; tRNA queuosine(34) biosynthetic process. The coding region runs from base 1 to 1899 and encodes 632 amino acids. Gene Ontology annotation, molecular function: pentosyltransferase activity. NCBI's taxonomy places the organism in Eukaryota, Apicomplexa, Aconoidasida, Haemosporida, Plasmodiidae.
AUGAACAUAUUAAAGUAUCACUUUCUUUUGGUAUACGCGUUUUUAAAUGUACCCUUUAACCUGACCACCAAGAAUAAAAUUAUAAAAAAUGAGAGGAAGGAAUUCGUUGGGAUAAAGAACUACACAGGGGGGAGAGGGAAAAAUGCAAAGAGGAAGAACCUGUGGACAGGUGGUUUGCAUCGUAUAUGUGCAAAGGGCCCAUUGAGGGUACAUACCCUUCGGAGAAGAGAGAAGCGAAUGAACAAGUUUACAUUUUUGCAUGCAGUAAAAGGGAGUUAUGCAAAAAUGAUAAGGAGAAGUAACCCCUGCGAAGAGAACGCAGCGCAGAAGCAUUAUCGCCACUACAGCAUAGUUUUGCAAAUUAAGAAGAGGCCUUGCUCCCGCAUGUACCAGGUGAACUCUAUCUUUGACUACCCCGGAUUCGGUUUCACCGUCCUGAAGGAAUCACAUCAAGAGGGUAACCACAGUAGAAUUGGUAUUAUAAAAACUCCAAGGGGGGAAAUAGAAACCCCCAACUUUCUCUUCUGUGCCACAAAAGGGUGCAUGAAGUCAACGCCAAUAAACUUCGUAAAGGAUUCUAAGACGCAAAUUAUUCUGUCCAACACUUUCCAUCUGUUGAUUCAUCCGAAGCCACAUGUCAUUUUCCAGUUGGGUGGGUUGCACAGGUUCAUGAACUGGCAGGGCCCCAUCCUCACCGACUCGGGGGGGUACCAGCUCUUCAGCAUGACAUUCGGCUCCGUUUCGGACGAGAUAAAGAGGAAGUCCAAGGGGAGCAUAGGUGGCAUAGGUGGCACAGGUGGUGGAGGUGGCACAGGUGGUGGAGGUGGCACAGGUGGUGGAGGUGGCACAGGUGGUGGAGGUAGCGCUGGUAGCAAAGUGGCCACCUUCGUCCCCCCGAAGUGCCCUCGAGGAGACAUAAUCGUAAGAAUCAAUGAGCAGGGGGCUCUGUACAAGUCGUACCACGAUGGAUCUCUGGACAUGCUGACGCCGGAAAGCUCCAUCCAAGCACAGUAUCUUCUGGGGAGUGACUUCGCAGUAGUGCUGGACGAAUGCACUCCUUACCACAUAGAAAGGGAGUAUACGGAACGGUCGAUGCACAGAUCGCAUAGGUGGUACAUUAGGUGUCUUUUAGAAUUUAAAAAAGCAAUGAGCAUGCCAAAUUACCAUUCCUACCUGAACGAAUUGCACAACAAGAAGUACAAUGUGAAACACAAAUGGAUAGAAAGGGAAACCAAUAAACAGGCUCUCUAUGGAAUAAUCCAGGGAGGAAUAUACCCCGACUUGAGGAUGAAAAGUUGCCAGGUCGUUUGCAAUUUGCCUUUUUUUGGCCUCUGCAUAGGGGGUUGCCUAGGGAAGGAUAAGCAAAUGAUGUACAGCGUGAUAGAGAAAACCAUGGAGCUUGUCAGGGACGAGACUAGUGUUUCCUCAGUGGGGCAAGCCGACAGAGUGUCUAGGACACUUCUUGGCAGCACUAAACCGGUACAUCUCCUGGGAAUUGGUCAAAUUAAAGAUAUAUUUUUUGGAGUGCGACAGGGGAUUGAUACCUUUGAUUGCGUCAUCCCCACAAGGCUGGCAAGACAUGGGUACUACCUAUGUACAGUUAAAACCAUUAAAGGUAUGGAAGAAAAAUUAUGUAAAAGUAUUAAGAAAGAGUACAUAAAGAUAAAGUCGAAAAUUCACGAAUUGGAUAAAAAUCCUCUUGAGAAUAAUUGCCCUUGCUACACAUGUGAGAAUUACUCAAGAGCAUAUUUGCACCACCUGUACAAAAUUAAUGACAAUUUGUUGGGUACCCUACUGACUAUACAUAAUGUGUGCUACAUGAAUCGCCUCAUGGAAGAUAUUCGUGAAGGGAUCAGGCGAGACCGCUUGGACGAGGUUGAGAGGAAAUGGGUUCGGUGA